Messenger RNA from Lentinula edodes (shiitake mushroom), 1074 nucleotides. RefSeq lists its product as uncharacterized. NCBI's taxonomy places the organism in Eukaryota, Fungi, Basidiomycota, Agaricomycetes, Agaricales, Omphalotaceae. Bases 162 to 851 code for a protein of 229 amino acids. The transcript has 3 exons. The record is from RefSeq and is a predicted model, not a curated record.
CGUGUAGGUCACGGAAAAUAGCCAUUGAAUUUACAGCUUUGAACGGAGUUUUUUGAUGGAGUCAGGCGGUCAAACAUUGAAUGCCUUAAAUACGGCAUUAGCUUUUGGCAUGUCCUUUCCCCUUCCCCUUCCUCUACCUAAUCGCGCGUCAGAGGUCCACUAUGUUCACUUUUCACUCUGCAUAUCGCGGCAUAUAUAUUGCAGGCACAUUGCUCGCUGCAGUGUCAGUGUUUCCUGCCGAUGCGAUACCAGCGACAAGGACGGUUACGCUGUUUGAAGCCCAAUUUCCCUCAAACAGUUUGUCAAAUGAUAUACCCACACCACCAUCCACACCUACUUUGGUACAUUCGUUCAGUGUAUUAGGGACGACGACGAGGAAUGGAAAUACCAUGACUGUAUACGGCGAAGAUAUCAUUAACAGUGAAUAUGUCGAAGGGCAUGCCGUCACGACUGUCGACGGAAGUACUUUGUAUACAUGGACAACGGGGACACUCUCGACUACCGACACAGCGCAUGAAAUAUAUGGAGUGGGAACAACCGCUGUCGGAUUCACCUUCAACAACGACUCUGCUGUUGGAGUUGAACCAUUGAUUCAGAUUGAGUGUAACUUUGAUUCUGGUGCCAGUUCCGGGACCGGAGUAUGUACCGAGGUGGUUCAGUUUUCUGGACAAUCAACGGCUCAGACUACAGCCUGGACUGGAUCAAUCAUUCCUGUUUCGACUUUUGAAGUAUCUGUUUCGGCCACGGCAACUGGUAGUGCCACGAACGCUGCAGGAUCUGUGAAGGGAGGCCAUUUGUCCACUUUAUUUGCGGGUACUUGUGUUGUUGUCGUCCUUGCAGGUGUUAUCUAGGAGAAGUGGUAGAUAAUACCGUGGUCACAAGCGUAGAAAAGCUAGCCUAAGGAGAUGAUUACCCGAAUCACUUUUGCAUCGACUUGAACCAGUGAUCUUUGCGGCUUGCCAUGAUCUUAUAUUUCCUUCUGUGUACGAGAGAGUGUGUGUGUGAUUUAACCGCCGCAGGCCACUAUUUCAUCGCCGCCUCCCAGCACAUGGUGAUUCUCCUUCGACGAGUAUG